Molecule: messenger RNA, 336 nt
Organism: Scedosporium apiospermum
Lineage: Eukaryota; Fungi; Ascomycota; Sordariomycetes; Microascales; Microascaceae
Exons: 2
Coding region: 1-336 (111 amino acids)
Source: RefSeq, a predicted model, not a curated record
AUGCGUAAACAAGUUUUCCUCCUCGGCGAAGUGGAUCGAACGCGAAAAUGCCUGACCCGCAGCCCAAGCUCCGCCUCCUUCUAUUUCAUCGGUGCCGAUGACAGUUUCUUCCUCCAACAAGUUAACGUAGGAAUCAGCAAACAGGCGGGCCGUUACGCCAUCCCCAAGAGUGAGAAACCCGUCAAACAGAGCUUCCGUCACCCGAAGUUUGACGUCCGGUGGCGCAUCAUUUUCUGGGAAGGGGCAGCCGUUUCCACUGAAAGUUGCGUUGAAGAUCUGCCGCUCGCCUGCGAAGCCAGCCAGGGCCAGACUCGAGGUGUGAAUGAGAAGGAAUAG